GGAAGAAAGCUGCCCCAGAGUGUUUGUCAGGGUGGGAUCGUUGUGGGAAGUGGGCACGCACAAAGAUGUGAGGCAAUCACCCCCGGACAGGUGUGAAGACCGCACCAGCCAGAACAACAAAGCAGUGCAAAGGACAAGACAGCGACGGUGACGCAAGAACACGCGUCGCAAGCGCCACACACGAGGGAGCAGAGGAAGACGCGCACCGGGACACAGCUCCAAGUGUCUACUCGACACCGAAUUAUGUUGCGAAUAGAUUUUUCCACGACGAUCCUGGCUCUCGUAGCCCUGUGCUCCAACGCGUCGCCGGCCUCGCCGUGCCCCAAGGGCUGCACGUGCCCAUCCCCGGGGACCCUCGCCUGCAGCGGGCACGUCAACUCGAGCGCACUGCCGCCGGGUACCCAAGCCCUGCUCUUGCUGGGCCACCUCCCUGCCCCGCUGGUGCUCGAAGCCCUCCGCCUGCGCUCGCUGCAAGCCCUGGACGUGUCCCACACCGGCAUCUCCAUCCUCCCACCGGACGCUUUCUCCGGCUGCCCGGCGUUGCUCUCGCUCAACCUGAGCCACAACGCGCUGCGCGGCGUGCGGGAGCACGCGUUACACCGCCUGCCCUCCCUCCGCCUCCUCGACCUGUCCCACAACAGAAUCCGUGGGUCCGGCCUCUUCGAUCUUCUGCAGCGCCUGAGCUCCCUCUCGACGCUGAACGUGAGUCACAACGCCCUCCGCCAGCUGGACGGGUUCCGCGCCGGGCGGGCGAACCCCCCACAGCCGCUUCCGCACCUGCGUCACCUGGACGUGUCCUACAAUCGCAUCGUGGAGAUGUCACCUGUCACGCUCUCGGCGUUUCCGGGCCUGGUGACGCUGCGGGCAUCGCACAACCGCCUGGAGGAGCUGAGCGAAGAGCUGUUCCAACGCUCGCGGGAGCUGCGCUUUCUCGACCUCGCCUGGAAUCAGCUCUCCCGGCUGCCCGAGGGUUUGUUCGGAGGCACCACUGCCCUCGAGAAGCUGGACCUGCGCGCUAAUCGUCUGGCGAGCAUCCCCAGCGGAUUGCUGGGACCGCUGGGCCGUCUGGCGUGGCUGCAGCUCGAGUACAACCCCUGGGAGUGCGACUGUUCCCUGUGGGGGCUGAGGCUGUGGCUGGAAUGGCUCACGUUUCGAGGCGGGGAGGUGGACAGGUUGUCGUGCUCUGCACCGAGGGAGCUCAGGAACAGGCCACUCCAGCAACUGUCCUCCGAUAUGUUCUCUUGGUGCCAAUCAUCUGUGCGCGAAACCCACAGCAACAAAUCCGACGGGUCACAGAGGCUCUCCGAGUCUUUGCUUUUCGAGGCAGAGGGGAGGCAGGACGAUCAGCGUGAAGGACACCCUUUCAUGUCCUCUGAACACAAACCCCCACCACCUUCAGCAGAAGAGACCGUACCGUCCUCGGCACAACGCUCACCGCCGCCACCUUCAGAGGAGCAACAUUCGCCCUUCUCGGCAAAGGAGCCACCACCUCUGUUCUUGCCGGCGCAGAUGCCCCAGUCUUUGUCCGCCAAAGAACCCUUGGCAUUAUCGGUGCAGGAGUUGCUGCCUCCGGCGCAGCGCCGGGCUCCGGCUCAUCUGUCUGCGGGGGGCCCCAUGGCACUCGCCGUGGAACAGCCCGGCACGCUGUCCCCGCGUUCGGUGCAGCGCGGCAUCAACGACGCGUGCAUGUUUCACCACCGCGUACGCGCACGCCAGCCCAGCGUGCGCUACGCCCUAACCACUGUGGUGGUGGCGGGAGUGGUGUGCGGGCUCCUCUGCGUCAUGAUGGCUGCGGCGGCGGGCUACGGCUGUGUGUACGCGGCCAUGGCAGCGCACCGCGCCGUCGAGAGCCGCCGGUUGGGUGGCGACGGUGGGACGGAGGCCGACGGCACCAUUCCGCUAGCGGCCACCGAAGGAACGGCUGACAGCAGCGAUGGGGGUGACGUUGGCGCGGCCGGUGGGAAAGAACCGCUCGUGUCUUGUCCUGGAAACGGUGCCAAACUCAAGCCAGACAGCCGCGUUUGAACGACCCGCACCGGCAAGAGCGAUGUUCCACACCGUCCGGUCUUAUCGCUCGCGCGUAUUGUAUCCUCAUCCAAGACGUAGCGCCGCGUCAAAAACACGUGGGUUGCAGAGGCUGGCGUGGAUUAAGCACUGGAAGCUCUGGUCAUAAAAUAAUUGCGGGGUCAUCAUCGUCGGUUAUCGCGAUCUACCGCUGGGUGAAGGUCUCCCCGUGUCGCCGCCGUCCCUCAGUUUUGGGAUGCCACAAUCUAUGUGACUCCUGCACAUGGCCAUCUUAAAAGAAUUAUCAUUCUAAACAAUCGUUAAACUUUGAUUUCAAGCUUUCGUGACUGCAGGGAUUCAUAUUCUUGAGUUAUUUCGGUAAAGUCACGUAGAAAGGAAA
This is a messenger RNA of Lethenteron reissneri (Far Eastern brook lamprey), 2404 nucleotides long. Its product is annotated as leucine-rich repeat and transmembrane domain-containing protein 1-like. The record is from RefSeq and is a predicted model, not a curated record. Lineage: Eukaryota; Metazoa; Chordata; Hyperoartia; Petromyzontiformes; Petromyzontidae. Gene Ontology annotation, molecular function: protein binding.